Molecule: messenger RNA, 2119 nt
Organism: Pogona vitticeps (central bearded dragon)
Lineage: Eukaryota; Metazoa; Chordata; Lepidosauria; Squamata; Agamidae
Gene: CDC25C
Product: cell division cycle 25C
Biological process (GO): protein dephosphorylation; positive regulation of G2/M transition of mitotic cell cycle; positive regulation of G2/MI transition of meiotic cell cycle
Cellular component (GO): cytoplasm; nucleus
Molecular function (GO): protein tyrosine phosphatase activity
Source: RefSeq, a predicted model, not a curated record
CUGGGUGGGUGGAAAGGAUGUGAGUCCUUUGGGUUUGAGAGCGAUGGGCCAGUUGGGGUAGCCGCCGCCGCCGCCCGUUUCAGGUGGUACCCGGGUUUUGCUCAUCAUGUCUGAGAAUUUUCCUCAAACAGAGACUGAUCAUUCUUGCUCACACUAUCAGUGCCAGUCAAGUUGCAGGAUGAUGUUUAAUGUGUGCCAGGAAGCCGAGAUCUUGCUGCCCUUUACUCCAGAACAGCAUCUCAACCCAGUCAUGAAUUUAACCCGGGAAUUUGGGAAUCUAAGCACAUUAGCAGGGGAUACUCCAAGACGUUGCCUAGAUCUGUCCAAUCUCAGUAACGAGGAAGAGGAAAUGGCCUUUAGCUUCAGCCACUCCCCAGGAACAUUGGAAACUGGUCAGAAGAGCUCAACAGGACCUGAAGAUCCCCAAGGCUCAAGGAGGCAAUGUGUGCAGCAGCUCCAGCCCCAGGUCCUGUGCAGCACCCCAAGCGGCAUCCGCCGAGGCAGCAGGGAGAUCAGCAGUCCUUCCUUAAACAAGGAGAAUGAAGGAAGGCUAUUUAAGCACCCAGGAUGGCACAUGGCAAAGUCCUUGCUGUUCCAGAAGAGACUACCCAUCUCACAGCAGGCCUGCUAUGAUGCAGUGGAGGGAGCAGGAAGGCUGGAGAUGAAAGAUCUUGGCAGCCCAAUCGCUACAGUGGCACCACCAAGAAUUCCAGGUGCCUUUUCAGAGCUUUGUCCUGAUGAGCAAGAGGAAGCAGAGAAACCACUUGCUGAUCACCUUUCCAGCAUGGCUAUUUUGCUCUCUGGACCCCUCCUUACCCAGGACAUCAAUGUCAGUGAGGUCUCCAUGAACAAGAGCCGUCUCUUCCGCUCCCCAUCACUGCCAGAAAAACUGAACAAGCCCUUGCAGAAGAGGCCAGUAAAGGUCCACAGCGAUGAAACUGUCCUCAAGGUGAAACAAAACAACAACCUUGUCCAAGAGGAGCCAGAUGGGAUGAUGCUGUUGAAGAAGACGGUCUCUCUUUCUGACAUGGAAAUCAUCAGGGCACUUGAUCAAGACUAUGGCAUCAGGCAACUGAUUGGAGAUUUCUCUAGUGUGUAUGCACUGCCAACAGUAACAGGGAGGCAUCAGGACCUGAAAUACAUCUCUGCUGAGACUGUGAGCCAUGAGUACUACUACUCUCUCCCUCCCUCCCUCUCCCCCAUGGCUGCUCUGCUGCAAGAUCAGUUCCAAAGCCUUAUAGAGAAGUUCUUCACCAUUGACUGUCGUUACCCCUAUGAGUAUCAUGUGGGUCAUAUUAAGGGGGCUUUGAACAUCCACAGGCAAGAGGAUCUCUUUGAUUUUUUCCUGAGGAAGCCUCUUUUCCCCUCAGCACCGCAAAAGCGUCUCAUCCUCGUGUUCCAUUGCGAAUAUUCUUCUGAGAGGGGCCCCAAGAUGUGUCACUACCUGAGGGAAGAAGACCGAGCCAUGAAUGAGUAUCCUGCAUUGCACUAUCCUGAACUUUAUGUCCUUCAGGGCGGCUACAAGGACUUCUUCUCCACAUACAAGGAGCUGUGUGAGCCUCAGGGUUACUGCCCCAUGCACCACCAGGAUUUCAAGGCCGAGCUGCUCAAGUGCCGUGUCAAAAGCAAAGUGUGGGCAGGAGAACGGAAACGGAGGGAUCAAGUUGCUCGCCUCAUGAAGCUGUGAGGAGGCCAGAGAGUCACUCUGCUCUCCUUGGACUCUCCCCUGGCAAUCGGGAAGCCUGAGGGCUCAGCAGUAGAGGCGGCUGCUGAGAGGCGAUUAAAAAGUUGACGUGUUGGGACCACAUGGCACUGAAGGAGGCACACCCACGGAGAGGCCCCUUCACCUCACAGGCUUCACUCGGGUGAGGUGGCGCUUGUGCUUCCCAGCUUCAUAGCAGAAGGGGAGCCACGAGGUGGGGUGGGGGUGUGCCCGUGAGAAAGCUGGGCACGGUUCUUAGGGGCUAGCUUGCAUGCAUGUGGUCCCCACGUGGUCCCAUAAGUUUUGUCUGGAGGUAGGAAGCUAAACUGCCAAGUCAUCCAGUAGUUGCCAGUAAGAACACUUCCCUACUUUUAGGGUUUCUGCAUUUGUUUGUCAGGUUUUAUAAAGAAGAAUAAA